CAAAAUAUACAUAGAAACAUCAGAUUUAGUAAGCAUUGUGUUUGCUCUUUGAAUCCUUAAAUAAAUGAUUUUAACACUAAAUUAAUAAUAUCAAUAGCUAUAUGUUAAAGACAAGCACAAAAAAUGAAUAUUUAAGUUAAAGUAUAGCAUAAUGGUAGACAGUGAGCACACAUAUAAGACGUUGUAUCUUCGAAACAUUAAUUUCCUUUGAAACAAGCCGAUGACCAAAUUAAUAAUUUAAAGAUUCAAGGAUCAUUUAUUUACACUAUGCAACACAACACAAUGCAGUUGUAGCCCAUUGCUACACAAGAAAAACAUGAUGAACAUAAGCAAAACAGUUGUGCAUCCCAUGCCUUUUUAAAGAAAUAAUACGAUGUGAAGCUAUUUCAAGUCCAAUUGUAUACACAGUUGUGUACAAAUCGUUUAUUUCAUCAAGUCAACAUGCAUAAAUAUGAAUAUUUGAGCAGUUUUAUUUUGAAAAGAAUUUGGAAAUUCUAGACCCCGGAAGUACAUCAGUUGCACCGGAUGUAAGACAAGAAGACAGCGGCAAGUCUUAUGAGUUAGCUGUGCACUUAGCUUGUGUUAUUGCAGUAAGCUAAUAUGAAACACUCUUUUUGCAUGUAAGCGUGAAUUUAAGGAGUAUUCAUAACUUGAAUAAAUAUGGAUACGAACAGAUAAUAAAGUCAGUAACGCGAGAGUUGAAAGAGGAGCCCCAAAACAACCUAUAUUUGUUACGCUAGCACCACACUAGCUAACAUUUGUUAGCAUUGUUUAGAUAUCGCAGCCAUGACUCUGGCAGUGGACCGGGAGCCCAGAAAGACUGCGGGUAACCGCAUGUCAAAGGUAUUGGAUGCUGAAGAAGAGGAUGAAUUCUACAAGACUACGUAUGGCGGCUUCAGCGAUGAACCGGGAGAUGAUGAGUAUCACGGAGAACAUUCAGACACGGAGGAUGAGGUGGACAGCGACUUCGACAUCGAUGAGGGCGACGAGCCGGACAGCGACAAGGAGGACGAUGCACCUCGGAGGAAAAGUCGAGUGGUCACUAAAGCAUAUAAGGAACCAAUAAAGGUGGCAAAACCCAAACCCAAAAAACCCUCCGAGGAACAGAAGAAGACGGAGAAAGUCAAAGUUGAGCUCAAAAGGAGGAUUCCACCAGAAUUCCAAGAUUUUGCAGAGACUCGGAAGUCUGUGCGACAGUCCACCAGUGAACACACACGAAAGACCAACCUGCGCUUGCAAGAGCGCCAGGAUGCCCCUCGGCGACGGAGAGGGGCUCACCGGGACCGGCCCCUUACUCAAGACGAACUGCUGGCUGAAGCCAAAAUAACAGCCGAGAUCAACAUUCGAUCUUUAGAGAACUAUGAACGUCUGGAGGCGGACAAGAAGAAACACGUCCACAAGAAGCGUCGUUUUGAGGGUCCAACCAUCCGUUACCAUUCGGUCCUGAUGCCACUAGUCUCUCACUCAGUCCUGAAAGAAGAAAAUGUGGAUGUUGAAGGGUUGGAUCAGGAUGUCCCUCAGAUGGCACCACAGAACCCAUCUACACCGUCCCAGCAGGCUGCCGGAGGCCUGUGCUCUCGUACAUAUAUAACAUUCAGCGAGGACGAAGCUUUCGAGGCGUCCUUUCCACACGGCGCCCAGUCGAGUCCUCCGCUGCCGGUCCAGGAGGUUUGUCCCGUCACCCACAAGGCUGCGCUGUACAGAGACCCGGUCACUGACAUACCUUACGCUAACACGCGGGCCUUCCGCAUCAUCCGAGAAGCGUACCGCAAAUACGUGGCCGCUCACGGAUUUCCAAACACUUCGGGUGGGGUGACGGGACUCGAUUCCUCGGCAACAAAGGCUUCCCGCCAGAAAAUGUCUGUCAAGCAGAGUGCUAUGGCAACAUAGAUUAGUUAAAAAAAAAUGAUUCAUGAAGCAAGUCGGUGCCUAUAAAAACACAACCAGUCUCUGUACACCACCAUGGCUUAAAUACCUCUUCUUCACUCAGCUGUCCACAUCUAGUUUCAUCUCCAUCCAUACAAACUUCCUGUUGCACCAGAGAUUAGAAUUGUUGGGAUAUAUUAGUCUGUGAUUAAUGUGUUACAGAUUUUUUUUUUUGUGCUACUGUUGACUCGACAGUAUGAAAUUACAAGAAGUAAAAGAACGUAACAACGUUACCACAACCAAACACGUUGGUACAUUUUUUUUGAAACUGCAAAAAAACGUCUUACUUGUGUGUCUGUUUAAAGAAAUGAAUGUUGUGCAUAAAGGCUCUUACAGGAGUCUCUGUCUGGCCGUAUGUGGGUAUGUCCUUCGCAUAUCUCGACAACCGUUCAUCCGAUCUACUUCACACUUGUCACACUUUACGGGUGUAUUGUAGGACUGCCGUGUCUGCAGUAGUAGGGGCGGGGCUUCAGGCCUCUGCGGAGUCCAGCAUGUUGUCUGCAUGACUUACAUUCACUGCACUUCCAUUCGCUGCUGUGUGGUGGACAAAGCCGGAUAAAGUCACAUGGGUGCCGGAUAUACUAACGUUAAUUGGUUAACGGAGAGCGGAUUGUAUUUCACCCGUGUGAAGUCCUGUUCACACGGGUGAGUAAAUCUGCAUUUCCCCGGUAUAUGACUUGAUACAAACUUAAAAAUACCAUAUAAUUAAAUCCAGGAUGUCAAAACAAGUGACUAAUACGCCUAUUUGGAAGUACCGCUGUAUUUCACUGAUGUUUCUGACCUUGUGUCAGUAGGCCACUCAAACCUUUUAUUUUUUUUAAGUGAAACUAUUAAAACAAAUAAUACCGCACAGUAAAAGUCCUGCAUUUUACAUUUUUACUUCAAGUAAAAAGUGAAAUAGAGGCAUUAUCAGCACCAUGCACACAAUGCAUUAUAUUACAAUUGUUCUAUUUUGUGAGUUGAAUCUGAAUUACCUGCAACAAUACCAUUUUAUUUAUUUUUUAUUUUUGUGUUUCUAACCGCGAGUAGCCGCGAUUCGGGCUGUGAGGCUAACUAUGUCAUGGCAGGUGUAUUGCUCAAGACACAAGGAGGUGCAGUGUGGAGUGUGAGGUUGUUUGUUUGAGCGAUUCACGAGAAAGCUGCAAGCAGUGACACCACAGGCCGAGCGUUCGGCCCGUUCUCAACAGACAAGUUCUCAACGGAAACCACACUAGUAGAUGAGAAAGUACAGAUUGGCUUUGGAAGAAAAGUAGUUCUCCAUCUGCACGUAAUUUUCUUAAUAAAAUGCCCUUUUUUUUUUUACUGUCAAUAUAUUCGAUUUCUACAAAUGUUCAUAUCUCUCCAUAAAAAUACAUAUUUGCAGCUUAAUAUUUUAAAAUCUGUAGUCAUGAUUUACAGCCUGUAACAACACAUCCAUCAUAUUACAAUGAAUUCCAUCUGUGAUGCCUUCACAACUUCAAGUCCAUCCUGAAUUCAUUAAAACUAGGUUAACCUUUACCCAGAAGACAAAUGACAACGUUUCCUAUUUGUUUUUAAAAACCGUAAUCUAGCAUUCAGUCGAAUGUCAUUACUGAAAUCACUUGAGAUGACCCAAAAGCUUAAUUUACAGUUGAUCAAAGCAUUCAAAGCUGUAAUUCCUCCCUGCUGUCGUUAAUUGCUACAUUUUAACAGAACAACAAGCAUUCAAAUAUAAAAGACCUUGUAUGGUUUGUUAUUGAUAGCAAACAUCUGUUUCAUCGAAGUUCAAUGCUUUAUUCCGUCACAUAAAUCACAUUACAGUGUCUGAAUGAGCCAGACAGUCGACUUUACAAGCAUUUUGAAUACGUUUGAGUCGCCCGUGAGUAUUAGAAAAGGUGUUAUUUCUGUUCCUGGUAAAUAACAGAAAGUUGUUUUCAGAUCCAGUCUUGAAUGUCACAGCGAAGAAAACUCCUGCUAUGUUGAACCCUCUAGGACUUUAAAUGAUGUUUUCUCUAUUUAUUCUGUCAGGGCACAAUCACAGAGCUACAAGGUUCCUCUGAACUCCGCUGAGUGUUUGUCUAGCGUGUCACCUUUGACCCCUCUCACACUGAACAAGAAGCUCUCCCCUGAACAGCUUCCUGUAGCUUUCGGCCAUCUCGACCACUCUGUGUUACAUAAAAAACCCCACAGGGGAGCAAACAUGAUGUAGAUGUUUAGUCACCCAGGGUAAGAAUCACGCUCCUGAAACACAAUGAGGAGCUUUCACAUUAUUUCUAUGAUCAGGUUGUUGUUUCAGCGGCAGUUGUGACUUUCACACUUCAGUCGGAGACGUGAUUGGUGAAGCUGACCGCGAGUUCCUUUUGGAGUUUCAGGUACGAGUCUUGCCGCGUCGGCCUUCAUAUCAGUUUAGCCUUCAGCAGAUGGUUUGGGCAGUGAUUUUUUUUUACGAUUUGAAGGAAAGCUCCUAAAUUUCAGAUUUCACGUUGCUGCCAGAAGGAUCAUGUUGCAUUCAAGCAGAUUUCCUCCUGCUGUUCGUCUAAUGUCCUGAUAAUGUUGAGCGGAGCGUCUAGCUAAGCAACCAACCAUGUCUCUGUCUUAGACACACAACAAGCUCAGGCUUCUUUUGAUGUUUACCUGUCAGCUGGUCUGUGAUGAAGGAAAAAAGAAAAUGCAUUUUGCAUGAUCUCAUGUAGAUCUCACGUAGAACGCCCACUCAUAUCAAUUUAAUAAUCAACGCUUUUCUUUCUUAUCUUUUAGAAAACUGAAUGUCUUUGUCUGGUUUUUAAUUGUUGGUGGAGAAGAAGAAGCAAUUUGAAGACAUUAAAUUACAUUCUAGGGAAUUGUUAUUGGCAUGUUUCCACUAUUUUAUGUUUUUAUAGAUGUGAUCACUGGAAAAAUAAUAUUCAACUUGUCACUUGUGAAGAUUUGCUACUU
This is a messenger RNA of Anarrhichthys ocellatus (wolf-eel), 4818 nucleotides long. It is a transcript of the gene vps72a, whose product is annotated as vacuolar protein sorting 72 homolog a. The transcript has 6 exons. The record is from RefSeq and is a predicted model, not a curated record. Lineage: Eukaryota; Metazoa; Chordata; Actinopteri; Perciformes; Anarhichadidae. Gene Ontology annotation, cellular component: nucleus. The coding region runs from base 787 to 1890 and encodes 367 amino acids.